GGGGGGGGGAAGAAGGGGAAGGGAAGGGAAGGGAAAGGACCGAAGGGGAGGGAGGGAGAGCGAAGGCAACGAAAAUCGAGAUCGAUGGGAUGGAAUGGGAACGGAGGGGGGAAAAUGGGUGAAAGUCGCUUCUGAACUUACCUGACGGGAAGCCGUGUUACUGACACACGAAUGAUCGGGCGACACUGCUAGGACGACAUGGGGUGUCUUGUGGAGAGGGCGAGAGGUCGAAGAGGGCCAGGAUCUCGGUGGUGGGUUGUGGUGGGCAAAGCAGGGGGGGGGGGGUUGGUGUCGGGAGGCACUUUGGGGGAGGCACUUGGGAGCACUUGGGAACCGGACAGGACCAAGAAAUCAGACAGUCGGAUAAGAUUCAGCGGACAGGCAAGACGCAAAGCAGAGAACAAAGAGCGUGAGCUGAGGUCGGGCGGGGAGGAAGAACAGAACGGAAGGGAACUGGAAGGUGUGCUCGAUGGACCACCGAAAGGGGGCUUUUCUGGUUGGACUGGAGCAGAGGGAGGGAGGGAGGGAUUCGAUCAGUCAGCGAGAAGGCGAAAUGAAGAGCAAACGGUAGGUUAAAAAAAAAAUAAGAAAAUAAUAAAAAAAAUAGGAUGUGUGUUGACUGUUGUUGGGUGCUGG
Messenger RNA from Aspergillus ibericus CBS 121593, 636 nucleotides. RefSeq lists its product as uncharacterized. The record is from RefSeq and is a predicted model, not a curated record. NCBI's taxonomy places the organism in Eukaryota, Fungi, Ascomycota, Eurotiomycetes, Eurotiales, Aspergillaceae. The transcript has a single exon. Bases 199 to 576 code for a protein of 125 amino acids.